AUGAGUGACAAAAAAGAAACCAGUGAAUCUACAGACACGGGAGAUACCACAGAAGGUGGUGACUAUGAGGAUGAUUUUGAGAAAGAUCUUGAGUGGCUAAUUAAUGAAGAAGAAAAAGAAAUUUCUGAUGAUAUACAGAAUCAUGAUGACAAUGAAGAGGAUUUUGAAACUAACACUGACAAAGACUUAGAAGAUAGAAAAAAUCCUUCACAAGAUUCUCUUGAGCCUGAAGAAAUACUGAAGGAUGAGGAACGAAAUUCUUCACAAGAACCUCCUGAGCCUGAGGAAGCUCUAAAUGAUGCAUCACAAAAUGAAAUACGUUCUGUAUUUGAACUCGAUCCUAAGGCAUUGGAACCAGCAUCUGAUACAGAUAGCGAAAGCUCUGGUCCAGAAUCAAGGCUAGAAGUCAAGGAGGAAGAUGAUGAAGAAGAUAUAAAGCGUUAUAUCUUAGAAAAAAUUGAAGAAGCUAACAAACUUCUGUUGGGUCAGGAGCCUUUAGAUGAAACAAAAGAAAGAAAACUAAAAUUCAAUGAUAAUAUAGUAGAACUAGAAGUACCAUCUCUGACAAAUAUAGAAGUGGAUAAAAAUGAUCCUUACAGGGAACAAAACAUUGCUGGUAGGCUGUCUCAGUUGCGCAUUUCUAAUGAAACAGGACAGGAAGAUAUAGCUCUGUCCAUUAAUGGUGGCAUAGAUGAUGAGCACAAGGAUGGCAAAAUCCUAGUAGAAAGAGAUGGGAAAUUUGAACUCUUGAGUAUCCGCGACAUUGAAAGUCAAGGCUUAUUUCCUCCUCUGAGUAUUUCUUUCAGUGACAUUGAAACUCAACAUGUUUCUUCUAAAAGUUCAUAUGCUAGUGCUUUUGGUGCAAAAGACGAGUCCUUCCUGCAAACACCUAUAACAUCUUGUUCUCCUUCCAAAGAACGAUAUUUUUUUUUCCCUCAACCACCACCUAUUCGACCAAGCUCUGCCAUCAAUAUUACGAGGAAUAUAGAACGGGGAAGAAGCCCUCGCAGGGUCCAGUCAGCAAAAGUGUGCCUUGAUGUAAGAAGUUCUACAUUCUGCUUAUCACCCAGGCAAAAAGAGCUACAAAAACAAAUAGAGCAAAGAAGAGAGAAAACAAGAAGAGAGGAAGAAAACCAAAAAAAGAUGCUGGAAGAUGAAAAAAAGAAAGAAAAUGACCGAGUCUUCCAGGCUUGGCUACAAAAGAAAAAAGACCAAAUGCUGCAGGAGAAAAGAGUUCAGCGUGCAAAAGAAAUAGAGAACUUAAACAGCAGGAAAUAUUUCAAGGCCACUAACAUAUGCAACAUUUCUUCCUCCUACCUUUGUUCCCUUCAACAACUCUUUGAGGAGAAUAGAAAUCCAGAAGAAGCUUUCAAGUUGUGGCUUAAAAGAAAGCAGCAGGAACAGAUUAAAGAAAAACAGAUGCAAACCCUGAAGGAGCAAGAAGAGGGCAUGUUCUUCCUUCCAAGAACAGCUGAAAACGACAAAGCUUAUAAACAAUGGCUAAGGAGGAAGAGACGUGAGAGGCGAGAAGAGCAACUAGUUGCUAGAGAACGAUCAAAACAGUUUAGACAAGAAGCCAGAAGAGCAAAGCAAAUAGAAAAUAUUCUGCAUUCAAUUUCUGAACCAAAGUCCCUUCGCUUUACAGAUCAAUACUGCUGAGAUUUAGAAGCCCUGGAUGCCUAGUGUGUUCCAGAAUAUCUUGCAUAGCUUGAGAUUGCCUGUUGGAAGUGGUUUCUCUUCUGGAAUGUUUUGAAGUCCUUCAAUAAUGGCUUAAUUUUCUCCAUCUUAGUAAUUUUGCCCCAUCUUAAACGUGGAAUAAUUAUCUAUUUGUGAAUAGAUCGGGAUUGCCUUCUCAGUUCUAUAAAACUUAAAUAAAAUAAAUACUCCUCCUGUAA
Messenger RNA from Pantherophis guttatus, 1895 nucleotides. RefSeq names its product coiled-coil domain containing 181 (gene CCDC181). The record is from RefSeq and is a predicted model, not a curated record. Lineage: Eukaryota; Metazoa; Chordata; Lepidosauria; Squamata; Colubridae. Gene Ontology annotation, molecular function: microtubule binding.